UCACAUCUCCUCUGACCAUCGCCAGCGUCACACCUGAGAGAAAGAGAGAGAGAGAAAGUGAGAGAGAAACAAAGAGAAAGAGAGAGAGAGAGAAAAGAAAGAAAGUGAGUGUUUCUUACAUUUGUGAAAAAGCUUUAUUUUCUCUAUCUUCCAAAUACAAGGCGCGCCAUGAACGGGGAGGAUGACAUUGGCUACCAGGUGGAGCUGUUUGUGUAUGACUUAAGUAAAGGGAUAGCCAAGACAAUGUCGCCAGCGUUAUUAGGUAAAGAGAUAGAGGGCAUCUGGCACACGGGCGUGGUGGCGUACGGGCGUGAAUACUUCUUUGGAUCAGGGGGAAUUGAAUCUUGUAGACCGGGCGGCACAAUCCUCGGUGAUCCUGACAGGGUGGAGGAGCUCGGGGAGUCUCAGGUGCCGUAUCAGCUGUUCCUCGAGUAUAUCUUCGGCUUGGGGGAGGCCACCUAUAAACCUGGCGCCUACGAUCUCUUCAAACACAACUGCAAUAAUUUUUCUGACGAGGUAAGCCAGUUCCUGUGUGGGCGAGGCAUCCCGAAACACAUCUUGCAGCUUCCUGACGAGGUGCUAAACACACCUUUGGGUGAAACUUUAAGCUCAGUCGUGAAAGAUCUCGAUAUCAAAUCAUCCGGGUCACGUAAAAUAAACUUCGCAAACUACAACAACAACCUUCACACGUUUGUCCCGGGCGAGUACGGUAGACAGCGGCAACAGCAACAGCAACAACAGCAACAACAGCAACAGCAACAGCAACAGGGACGAAGUGAUUCACCGGAUCUUGAAUUGGAGAGAUUAAGCCAGGCCAUUGAUCAAGUCAGACAGAACACACUACGACUCGAGGACCGCAGGAACUCCAUCAACGAAAAGGUCAACAAACACGACAAGAAGAAGAAGGAGAAACGAGAGAAGAGAGAAAAGAAAGAGAAAAAGGAGAAGAAGAAGAAGAAAAAGUCGCGAUCAACUUGUGAUGUUCCUGAGGGCGUGAACGGGGAUCCUUCCACCUCCACUACCACCACCUCCACCACCUCCACCACCUCCACAGCCCCCAAACCUUGUAUUUCCAAGCCCCCUCUUCCCCCAGCCACACCAGUAACCCCCCCCAAGACAGUUCCUGAGGUUACUGUCACCCCAGCGAAGGAAGGAGGAGGAGGAGGAGGAAGAGAAGGAGGAGGAGGUGGUACAGAGGCAGGGGAGGAAGAAAGGAGGUCACCACAGCCUGCCACAGAGCCACAGCCUGCCACAGAACCACAGCCUGCCACAGAACCACAGCCUGAGCCACAGACCACCAGAAACGCAGACACAGAUUCACAGCCAGUGGUAACAGACACACAGACAGACACACAGACUGACACAGGGCCUUCACAGCCAGACACAGCCACACAAGAGGCCACACAGCACACCACAGACACUAGCCAAGCCCCACAGAACACCACAGACACACAGACACAGCCCGCAGACACACAGAGUAACACAGACGCAGAAACACCCUCACAAACCGUCACAGAGACAGAGACAGACAGCGCCACAGCCUCACAGCCUGCCACAGACUGUACCACACCUCCACAGCCCACAGACACAGUAGAAAACGAGGCAGAAACCACUCCACAGCCCGCCACAGACACAAACGCACACACGAACACAUUAACACCACUACAAUCAAUUGAGGAAGAGGAUAUAUCGCAAGAGAGAGAAGAGGAGAGCGGAAUGGCCGAUGCGGAGAACCCUGAGGUGGUGGAAGGAGUGGAAGCAGAGGAACCACAGGGCGUGUCUCCACCUCCACCACCAGCAGAACCUGAAGUGGAAAGAGAACCACCUAUAACUUUCCAAGAAUAUUUAAAUGCGCGAGAGGAGUUUGAGUGCCUGGUGGGGGUGUUGGGUAACAUGCUGACACCUGAGGAACAAGCACAUCUGGAGGAGCUGCGAGCGUAUGUGCUGGACGACGAGGGUUCCUGGGCGCUGGGGGAGAACUUUAGCAGUCUUCUGGGGCGCGUGUUUCACGAUGGCAAUGUCCCUGACGAGGCGAGGGUGCACCUGGUGAGGGUAAUGGCAGCGGCGGCGUUGAAAGAUGAUGUCAUCCUCCUCCUUCACCAAGACAGGCGCGAUCACACCAUCAUGAAUUACGCCAACAGAGUGGAGUUUUUGAGUGCCGAUCAGCAGGAGGCCCUUGCGCUGUUUUUCUGCAACAUGUUUGAGCACGUGAGUCCGUCUGAGUGGCUCCUGUACAUCUCUGAGUGGCAGGACGGCAGCCAGGCAACCUCAAACAUCCGGGUCACCACCAAGAUUGCCGUCAACGCACUGCUCAACACCAACCCCAAGUGCCAGGAGUACGGAUCAGCCAUCAUGUACAAUCUUGGCACGAAGGAGGUGAAGACAGUGGUGUUUGAUGAUGUGGCGCCGGAAUUAGCCAUGGCCAUCCUGCAGUUCUUCAGCACACACCCUCAGGAGGAGCUGCUGUGGAGGACCAUGGCUGCUCUGUGUAGGUUCACCUACUCGUCAACAGAAGUCCCGGCACUCAUUAAGAUGAUUGGUCCGGAUCCGACAAGUUUCCGCGGCGCCAGUGAACGCGUCGACGCUCUGGUGGAGGAGAUUGACGCUAAAUUAAGUCGUGUUCGGGCCUUCUGAGACACUCGUACGCUCACACACACACACGCACACACAUGGUUCAAGACACACGGAUAUACGGACAUGUGUUAUUUUGUAAGGGUUUUUUGGGGAUUUAACUAUUUAUUUUGUACUUUUUUGCGAUGUGAUUUUUUUUUUCGCUUUCCUUUUCCUUAUUUAUUUUAGGUUUAUGUUUGUGUUAGGGAGAGAAGGAGAAGGAGGAGGAGGAGAUGGUGGUGUCUGUCUAAAAUAAAUCAAAAUCUCACCUUUUUUUUCUCUCUCUCUCUCUCUCUCUCUUUUCCUUCCAUUCUUUCCCUACCUUCCCAAUUUUACACUACUACUACUACCACCACCACCACCUCCAAUCUGUGACAGCCUUGCAAUUUGAGUGUCUACAAAUAACAAUAACACUUAAUAAAUGUAAGCAAAUGA
Molecule: messenger RNA, 3045 nt
Organism: Portunus trituberculatus (swimming crab)
Lineage: Eukaryota; Metazoa; Arthropoda; Malacostraca; Decapoda; Portunidae
Exons: 11
Coding region: 169-2634 (821 amino acids)
Biological process (GO): protein modification by small protein removal
Molecular function (GO): peptidase activity
Source: RefSeq, a predicted model, not a curated record